Aphidius gifuensis is the source of this 4426-nucleotide messenger RNA. RefSeq names its product Bloom syndrome protein homolog (gene Blm). The transcript is spliced from 3 exons. Gene Ontology annotation, biological process: double-strand break repair via homologous recombination; DNA replication. Gene Ontology annotation, cellular component: cytoplasm; chromosome; nucleus. The coding region runs from base 416 to 4396 and encodes 1326 amino acids. Gene Ontology annotation, molecular function: four-way junction helicase activity; 3'-5' DNA helicase activity; ATP binding. Lineage: Eukaryota; Metazoa; Arthropoda; Insecta; Hymenoptera; Braconidae. The record is from RefSeq and is a predicted model, not a curated record.
AAUCCUCAUCGCCAAAGUUGGCAUAUGUAUAUAAGGAUUAAGGAUUAACGCUGAUUGUUUUGUUUGUUUAUAUUGUUAUUCUCUUGUUAACACAUUUGUAAGUUGAAACAAAGUCAUAUUGUUAUUGUUUUAUUAAAAAAAAUUUAUGAAAUAAAUCUUUGAAUGGCAUAAAAUGUCGGAUAAAAAAAAUUCGCAGGAAUGGCUUGAUACUUUCAGAUAUAAAAAACCUUCAUCACAAAGGUUAGAAAAAUAUUAAUAAACUUUAGAAAAUUUGGAGACAAAAGUAUACUAUCAAAAUUUAAUGAAUCACAUAGAUUGUCUGUUAUUUCAGUUGUAAAAAGACUCAGAUGAUUCCUUAGGUUCUCCUGAAAAACUAGAAUUACUUUCAAGUACAGUGUAUGUUAUUGAUGACUCAAUGGAUCAGUCAGCUGUACUUGGUGGUGAAAUAAAAGUUGACAGUGAAAAAGAAAAUUUAACACCACCAAUGGACAAACCAGUGUGUCAUAGAAAAAAAUUUAUUAUUGAUUCAUCAUCUGACAGUGAUGAUUUAUUAACGACAUACAAAACAGGGACAUCACAAAAAUUAAAAACAGAUAAUUUAAAAACAGAAAAAAAAUGUGAUAAUGAUGAUAGUUCUAGUCCAAAAAAAUUAUCAAGAAAUUCACAAGCUCAAAGAAUGAAAGUAUCACCAAAAAAAAUUAUUAAUUCACAAGAACAUAAAAUAGCAAUAAAAAAGCCAACGAAAUUUAUAUCAGAGUCAUCAGAUGAUGAUUUUGAAAAACCUAUUAAAAAAGAAGAUUCAAUGUGUUCUAAAAAAAGUCCAGAUAAAUGGCAAGGACCUGAUUUUAAAGUUGAUUUACAACCACUUGGAAUUGAUGAUACACUAACACCUUGGAUUCAAAAUAUUAAAUCAAAUCCAUUAAUGGCUGGGAUACGAACUGAAAAAUCUGAUCUUAUUGAACAAAAAAAAGGUCUUAUAAAUUUAGAUUAUGAAAUAUUAGAAAAAUUUUAUUCAGCAUUUGACAAAAUUCCUGUAUCAGUGUUAAAAAAUUUUCGAGGUUUUGAUGAAUCAACAUUUUCUAAAAUGAAAAUUCUUCAUCAACAAAUAAAAGCUAAAUGUCGUUUGGCUACCAAAAAAUUAGAAUUGGCAGAAAAAAAUACAAAGCCAACAGAAUUUUUUCCAAGUGAUGAAGAAUCUGAAUUAAAUAUUUCAGUUCAAGAAAGACCAAAUAAAGAUAAACCUAUAAAACAAGAAAUAUCAAAUGGUAUUUCAAAGGAUAGUUCAACUAAUUUGUCAAGUACAAAAACAAUAUCAACAAAAUCAAAAGAUCCAUUUGCUAAAUUAAAUAAUGAUGAAUCUUGUGAAUUAAAAAAAUCUUCACCAACCAAGUCUCAUAAAAUAGUAACAAAUGGUGAUAAUAUAGGAGACGAAAUUGUAUCACAUCAAAGAAAAUCAUCACCAAUAAAUUCUCGUGGUGUUAUUGAUAAUGAAACUUCAUUUUCAGAAGCUGAUUUUGCUCAGCAUAAUGAAAGUUCAAGUUCAUGUGCAACAAGUUCACCAUCUCCAAUUGUAAAAGGUUCAUUUCAAUUAAAACGUCCAGUUAAAGCAAAAGUACACCAAACAAUGGCUAAAAAAAUUAAUAGUUUAUGGGAAAAAAGACAAAGUGAAUCACCAGUUAUCAAAUCACCUACACCAACAAAAAAAAUUCCAUCUCCAUCAGUUGAAACACAAGUAAAAAAUAACAUUUCAAGACCAUUAUUUAAUUUACAAUCUAAUAAAUGUGAUACAUCAAAUAAAAAUGACAAGUAUCAAGCUGAAAAAAGUCCAGACUCAACUAUGAUUGAAUUAGAUUCAACACCUGAAGUUGAGGCAGACAAAAGUGAUAAUUUUAAGUAUGAAGAUAUGUUUGACAAUGAUGAUGAUGAUUUUUUUAUAGAAGAACUAAAUGAAAAAUCUCUGUCAAAUGAAUUAAGAGAUCUUCCAGUAUUUGGCAAUAGUAAUCAAUCUUCAGUUGAACAAUCAAGUUCUCAAAUAUCAGUUAAAUCAAAUGGUUCAAGGUCAAAUUAUUUUGAAAUGGGAAAUUUUACUGGUGAUGUUAAAAAUGAUGGUGUUAGUGGUGAAUUUGAUAGUUUAGAUUACAAUCAUUCACCACAAAUGUUAAAAUUAUUUCGUAGAAUAUUUGGUCUUUAUAAUUUUCGUCCAAAUCAACUUCAAGCAAUAAAUGCAGCGUUAUUAAAAUUUGAUACAUUUAUAUUAAUGCCAACUGGUGGUGGUAAAUCAUUGUGUUAUCAAUUACCAGCAAUACUUUGUCAAGGUGUAACAAUUGUAGUAUCACCAUUAAAGAGUUUAAUAACUGAUCAAGUACAAAAAUUAACAUCAUUAGAUAUACCAGCAGCUCAUUUACUUGGUGGUGUUAGUGAAAAACAUGCAAAUGAUGUUACACGUGAAUUAUCAUCAAGUAAACCAAAUCUAAAAUUAUUAUAUGUUACACCAGAAAAAAUAGCAGCAUCACAAAAAUUUAUACAAGUAUUAACAAAUUUAUAUGAAAGAAAUCUUUUAUCACGUUUUGUUAUUGAUGAAGCACAUUGUGUAUCACAGUGGGGUCAUGAUUUUCGUCCUGAUUAUAAAAGGCUUAAAGUAUUAAGAGAAAAUUUUCCAAAAGUACCAUUUAUGGCAUUAACAGCAACAGCAACACCACGUGUUAGAAGUGAUAUAUUACAUCAAUUAGAUAUGACUAAACCAAAAUGGUUUUUAUCAAGUUUUAAUCGUCCAAAUCUAAAAUAUACUGUUGUUGAUAAAAAACCAAAACAAAGUUGUAUCGAAAUAAUAGCAUUGAUAAAAGAAAAAUACAUACGUGAUUGUGGAAUUGUUUAUUGUUUUUCACGUCGUGAAUGUGAUGAUUUUGCUGAUCAAUUUCGUCAUAAUGGUAUUAGUGCUGAUUCAUAUCAUGCUGGUAUGACUGAUGUAGCAAGAACACGAGUACAAACAAGAUGGAUAUCUGAUGAUGUUAAAGUUGUAUGUGCAACAAUUGCAUUUGGUAUGGGAAUAGAUAAGCCAAAUGUACGUUUUGUUAUUCAUGCUGCAUUACCAAAAUCAAUUGAAGGUUAUUAUCAAGAAAGUGGACGUGCUGGACGUGAUCUUGAAAAUGCUGAUUGUAUAUUAUUUUAUAGUUAUUCUGAUGUUCAUAGACAUCGUAAAAUGACUGAAUUAGAUAGACCACCACCAUCAGUUUUACAAACACACAUGGAUAAUUUAUAUAAAAUGGUAUCAUUUUGUGAAAAUAAAACAGAUUGUCGUAGAACACAACAGUUAAAUUAUUUUGGUGAACAAUUUGAUAAAAAUAAAUGCAUUAAAAAUAAAGAUACAGCAUGUGAUAAUUGUCGUAAUAUACAAGUAUUUACAGAAAUUGAUGUAACUGAUAUGGCUAAAGCAAUUAUAACAGCUGUUAGAGAUUUAAAUGUAGCAGGUAAAAAUAAUGUAACAGCAAAUCAAUUAACUGAAAUUGUCAAGGGUGCUGAUUUAAAAAAAUUUCGAGAUACUGGUUUAAAUAAACUUCCUGUUUAUGCCAAGGGUAAAGCAUGGAAUAAAAAUGAUCUUGAAAGAUUGAUACACAAACUGGUAAUUGAUAGCUAUAUUCAAGAAGAAAUGUAUGUUAAUAAAGAUAUUGUAGCAGCUUAUUUAAAAAUUGGUCCUGCAACAAAAGCAUUUAUGACUAAUCCUAAGUCAAAAAUGAUGUUCCCAAUGAAAAAAGCAACUAGCCAAUUGACAGUUACAGUUGGUCCAUCAAAAGUUCCAGUUAAAAAUAAUAAUCUUAAAGAACUUCAAGACAAAUGUUAUGCUGAUUUAAUGAGAGAUUUAAAUGGUAUUGCUGGUGCAUUAAAUUUGCAAGCAACAACAAUGAUUAAUUUAGUUGCAAUUCGAGCAAUGAGCCAACAAAUGCCAACAACAGUUCAAGAAAUGUUAAAAAUUCCUCAUGUUACAAAAGCAAAUUAUGAAAAAUGUGGAAGACCAUUAUUACAAAUAUGUCAAGAUUAUGCUAAAUUAAAAACUAAACUUGAAGAAGAAGAAGCUGCAGAAAUUGAAGAUGAUAAUGAUGAUUUUGAAGGUACUUGGAUUGAUACUAAAGACUCAUCUCGUCCUAGUGGUAGUGGUGUUAAACGUAGAGGUUCAGCAACUGCUGGUGGUAAUGCUAAAAAAUAUAAAGCUGGUGGUAGUUCUUCUAGAGGUAGAUAUGCAAAAGGUGGCUCAUCAAAUUCAGCGCGUGGACGUGCUAAGAGUACUACUACAACUACUAAGAAUACUAAGACUACUAAUAAGGGACCUGGUCUUGUUGAUUUUACACAAAAACCACAAUAUCUCAGAGAUCCACUACGUUUUCAAACUUUAGGACUUUAAAAAAACAAAUCAAUUAAUUUUUUUUUCGAU